AUGAUCGACGAGUACGAUACCAUCAACGAGAUGCUGUUGCCAUUCUGGGCGCUCAAGCCGGCAACUAUUCGUUCACGUAUUGCAAGUGCCCUAGGCCAUGAAGAUAGUGCACUUCUUGCGGUCGCGGUGCGCCAUGGGGCAGUAGAGAACUUCCAGGGCGGGGAAGAGUGGCAACAACAAGCUACCAUUGGUAUGAUGAAGCCGUUCGUACAGUAUCUACCCGACAUGGACCUGGGCUUCAACAUGCACGACGAGCCACGGGUCGUUGUGCCUAACGAUCUCCUGGCGUCUAUGGUAGCCAAAGCCCGGGAUGAGACUCUUCCGCGCGCUGCGAAAAACACUGCGCCUCGCAACGCCUUCUCGAAUCGUCCCGACGAUAUGAACGACGGGACACGUUUCAUUGAAUCGAGCACGACCAAGUUUAAUCGCUUCGCGCAUCAACAGACAUGGACGCAUUCACGGCUGUCAUGCUCUGCCAAUACACAAGCUCAGACAUUCGAAGACUAUGCUGCUGACAACCUUACUGCAUAUGCCACGAGCGAGCUUGGGUUCAUCUACAACACGACGGCCUUUUCUGAUAUCUGCAAUUCACCUUCGCUUUCCUCAACGUAUGGGUUUUUUGAGCGCCCGAACGCCUUCAGUAUCAUCCACGAACUCACGCCCAUCUUUUCGCAGUCUAAGAUCUCCAGCUUCCAGGACAUCUUGUAUCCUAGCCCUUGGUACUGGAUUGGUAAAGUAGGCUAUGAUGAAGCGCACGACACGACCUGGGAGAACAAGACGAACAGUCUGUACUGGCGCGGCUCCACAACGGGUGGCUUCAGUCGCAACGGCGGAUGGCGACGCCAGCACCGCCAACGUGUUGUCCAACGGAUCAACGCGCCCGAUACCGCUCAAAUCCUUGAGCCAGUAGCCGCAGCACCAAAUGCAAAGCCAGCUACCACAAAAUACAAAGUCACCGACGUCGAUCGCAAAGCGCUCCGAAACCUCAUCGACGUCCAUUUCUCCCACGUCGGCCAAUGCGACCCUGGAGAUUGUGAUGCGCAAAAAGAAUUCUUCAAAGUUACAGAGCGUGUCGAUGGCCAGGACGCGUGGUAUUACAAGCACCUACUCGACAUGGACGGCAAUGCCUUCUCCGGCCGUUUCUACAGUUUUCUCAAAAGCCGUAGUUUAACCUACAAAAUGGCCCUCUUCCGAGAAUGGCAUACUGAAUGGCUCAAACCCUGGGUCCACUAUAUUCCGCUAAGUCUCCGCGGCGACGAGCAUUUAGAUCUUGUGCGCUGGUUCAGCGGCACGCACGUCUUUGAUGACGACGAGGAUGGGAAGAAGGACAGAAGCGAUGCUGAUGGUGGGAAAGGAGGUAACGGACAGAGUGAGGGGGAAAGAAAGGCUAGACUCAUCGCGGAGAGAAGUACCGAAUGGCAUGAUAGGGUGCUGCGGAAUGUGGAUUUCGAGGCGUGGUUUUUUAGGUUGUUGUUGGAAUAUGGGAGAGUGGUUGAUGAUAAGAGGGAGGAGAUUGGGUAUCCGGGGCCCAUAUUCAAUGGUGUCCGAAAGAAGGACAUGAGAUGA
Pyrenophora tritici-repentis Pt-1C-BFP is the source of this 1566-nucleotide messenger RNA. The record is from RefSeq and is a predicted model, not a curated record. NCBI's taxonomy places the organism in Eukaryota, Fungi, Ascomycota, Dothideomycetes, Pleosporales, Pleosporaceae.